Messenger RNA from Rhincodon typus (whale shark), 570 nucleotides. Its product is annotated as sodium channel protein 1 brain-like. Gene Ontology annotation, cellular component: voltage-gated sodium channel complex; plasma membrane. The coding region runs from base 1 to 570 and encodes 189 amino acids. The transcript has 5 exons. Lineage: Eukaryota; Metazoa; Chordata; Chondrichthyes; Orectolobiformes; Rhincodontidae. Gene Ontology annotation, biological process: sodium ion transmembrane transport; membrane depolarization during action potential; neuronal action potential. Gene Ontology annotation, molecular function: voltage-gated sodium channel activity. The record is from RefSeq and is a predicted model, not a curated record.
AUGACGACCACUAUAAAGAAUAUAAUUUAUUUGACACUGGCAUUUCCAACAAUUCCUGGACUUUCAGCAUUAAGGGCUUUCCGAGCUCUUAAGAUGAUUGCAAUUUUACCUGGGCUCAAGACUAUCAUUGGUGCUAUAUUCAAGUCUGCUAGGCUGCUAAUGGAAGUCCUUCUUCUCAUGAUGUUUGUUCUCCUAAUAAUUGCAUUGUUUGGACUUCAAAUUUUCAAAGGCGUUCUGACACACAAGUGUAUAAAAAACAUGGAACCCAGGGUUAACAUUACUCAUGCGGAAUGGGAAAACUAUAUCCAAAACAAAUCUAACUGGCUUGUUAUUGAAGAUGUUGAUACAAUGGUUUGUGGAAAUGGAACAGGUACUGGCCAGAACAUCCUUCCCCAGAUAAGGAAACCAAAACUGCACAUAAUACUCCAGGAUUGGUCCCACCAAGGCACUGUACAACUACAGCAGACUGUUCCGAUACUGAAAUCCACUCACUGUGAAGGCCAACAUACUAUUUGCCUUCUUUACCACCUGCUUCAACUCCUGCUACAUCUGCAGGCUUACUCUCAGUGA